Molecule: messenger RNA, 1228 nt
Organism: Brassica oleracea var. oleracea
Lineage: Eukaryota; Viridiplantae; Streptophyta; Magnoliopsida; Brassicales; Brassicaceae
Product: myb-related protein Myb4-like
Exons: 3
Coding region: 248-1093 (281 amino acids)
Source: RefSeq, a predicted model, not a curated record
CCAAAACACAUCUCUCCCUCUUUCUCGCUGUCUCUCUCAUCUCCUUCCUGGAAGCUGACGAAAUGCUUUUGAAUUCUCCCACAUGCCUUUCAACAAAUUCAGUAUAAAUACUCAAAACCAGCUAGUUCUUCUCAUGCUCAUCAACAACAUUUGAUCAUAUAGCUCAUAAGCAUUUGAUCAGCACAAUCUAUCUCGAUCGUACCACAAUACAAACUUUUCAUCAGUAAUCAAAACACAUCAUAGAAAGAUGGGAAGAGCUCCAUGCUGCGAGAAGAUGGGAUUGAACAGAGGCCCAUGGACGCCUGAAGAAGAUCAAAUUUUGGUCUCUUUUAUCCACCAACAUGGCCAUAGUAACUGGCGAGCCCUCCCUAAGCAAGCUGGUCUUUUGAGAUGUGGAAAAAGCUGUAGACUUAGGUGGAUGAACUAUUUAAAACCUGAUAUUAAAAGAGGCAAUUUCACCCAAGCAGAGGAGGAUGCUAUCAUUAGUUUGCACCAAAUCCUUGGCAAUAGAUGGUCAGCAAUCGCAGCAAAAUUGCCUGGAAGAACGGAUAAUGAGAUCAAGAACGUAUGGCACACUCACUUGAAGAAAAGGCUGGAAGAUAAUCAACCCGCUAAACCUAAGACCAGCAACAAGAAAAAGAGUACUAAACCCAAAUCUCAGUCUGUACCAGCAAAAUCAAAGAGUACUAAAACCGAAUCGGAGCUCGCAAGCUCAUCGAACCCUUCUUUUGAAAGUUUGUUCUCAGCAUCACUUUCGGCGAGUGAUGAAGUUUCUUCAGAAACACUCACGAGCCACGAAGAUCAUAGCAAAGAGGCUCAGAUGGAUAAUAAAUUGAGAGAAAUGAUCACUACUACAGAUCAAGAUUCUUUCUCUUUCAUAAACUUCGGAGAAGACAUCGACGAGAGCUUCUGGAACGAGACGCUUUAUAGCCAAGAUGAAGAAAACCACACGUCGAAUCUUGAUGAGAUGCAGCAAGAGUUUCAGCACUUACGCUCCGUCGGUAAUGAGAUGAUUUUCGAUAGUGAGAUGGACUUUUGGUUCGAUGUAUUGCCCAGAAGUGGAGGGGAACAAGAUCUACUAGCUGGGCUCUAGUGGUGCAAAUUUGGUCUAGUUAGUUUAAUAAUUAGCGGUUGCUUGUUUGAAAAUAUGUUAUUCAUUUGUUUCUCCAAGAUCGAGUAGUUAGUUAGUUCAGUAAUAAACUAAUAAUAUAAGACGAGUUAUCAACUA